Molecule: messenger RNA, 2952 nt
Organism: Lates calcarifer (barramundi perch)
Lineage: Eukaryota; Metazoa; Chordata; Actinopteri; Centropomidae
Gene: tmem255a
Product: transmembrane protein 255A
Exons: 10
Coding region: 664-1695 (343 amino acids)
Source: RefSeq, a predicted model, not a curated record
UGUUGACAAUGGUAGCUAGUGACAGGUUAAAGAUCACUUUCCUCUCUCAGGGAUGUAGUUUUAUUUUCUCUCCCACUCCCUGUAUUUACUAUAAAAUAGAUACAAACUAGAAACUAUACGGGGUUAAUUUUAAAUCUCAAACCCCUUUUUCAAUAUGACACUUGAAGUCGCUCAUCUUGGAACGUUAGCUUGGAAGUUUAACCGUUGAAGUUACUCGCUAAUUAUCCAAAAAUGGCGGACGGUUUGUCUCGCAACAGAUUAUGUUAAUUUGCAUAUAGUUGAACAACAACGACCGACAGACAAGUAACGACAAGUCAGGGUUUUUUGAGUAUGCUUGUGACAUGCGCACAUACAACCACCACCACCACCAGCAGCAGCAGCGACCCACUGUCCGACACCGACACACCGUGAGGACGGACACCGAGAGACGUACCAACAGACGCGGGGAUGUAAAUGAGACGGACUCGGGCUUAGCGGGCACGGAGGAGGGCUGCUGUCAGAGAAUGCCACAGCAAGCGAACGCACCGUCGGCGUUAGCUCAUGAUUGUGAACAUUUAGCUCCUACAGACAUAGCGCUUAACAUUUCGUCGUGAUUUUUUUAAUAAUCUUAUUUAUUUGCAAGAGGAUCGUCCGGAGGACUACGUUAACCAUCCUGCAGCCGGCAUGCCUCCACCUCAGAGCCUUCAAUCCAGCGGACUGACCCUCUCAGAAACAAGCAUGGGUUCCUUUAAAAGGAGGAAGAGGAAAUCCAUAAUAGUGACGGUGAUGCUGCUCAUUGUAUCAGUGCUCAUCCUCAUCUUUGGCCUGGCAGCGACUACCAGGACACAGAACAUCACAGUGGGCGGCUACUAUCCAGGAGUCAUUCUGGGCUUUGGCUCUUUUCUGGGAAUUAUCGGCGCUCAUUUGAUAGAGAACAAGAGGCAGAUGUUAGUGGCGUCUAUUGUCUUCAUCAGUUUCGGAGUGGUGGCUGCCUUCUGCUGCGCUAUUGUUGAUGGAGUUUUUGCUGCCAGGCACAUUGACCUCAGGCCUCUGUAUGCUGGCCGUUGUGAGUAUCACUCCAGUGAGACAGCAUCUGACCGCGAUGUGCCCUGUAACCCACCGUCGCGCUCGCCCUGUAACCUGCGUGUGAAGAGUAACACCUGUUACUGCUGCGACCUCUACAACUGCGGAAAAGAACAUCCUCUUAUGGGACUUCAGAAUAAAGAUGUUUUGAAAAAGUUUAGGAAAUCAUCCAUGAUUUGGAACCGUGUUGACGUGAUGGGAGGCUACCACGAGUACACAGAUGUGAGGAGCUGCCAGGACGUGGUGCACCUCUAUCACCUGCUGUGGUCGGCCACCAUCCUCAACAUCGUGGCCCUGUUCCUGGGCAUCAUCACUGCUGCGGUGCUGGGAGGCUUCAAGGACAUGACUCCCUCUCCUGCCUCAGAGAGCUCAUCUGAGCCAGAGGCCAUCGCUCCAGUCCCCUCAGAGCCUCCUCCACCCACCACCUCUCUCAACUCAUAUUACAAUACUGCCCCCUGCCUGCCGCCUUACACUGCCUACGACGUGCAGGGCUCCUACAUGUUCCCUGACUCCUCUGGUCUGUCAGAUGACUCCCAGUCUGGAGCCAGCCACCUGUGGCCCACGAUGAUCCCGCCACGCUACUCCCCUCCUCACAACCAUCCCGAUGAGAAGCCCCCACCAUACAGCCCGUAAGAUGGCUUCAAGUAAAAAAAAAAAAAAAAGAAAAGAAAAGACAAAACACCUGAAACAUUAUCAGCGUGUUGUUCGAUGCUGAAUGAGUGGUUUGAAUGCACAACGCUUCUGGGCUUUUCCUCACAAUCGUUCAGGACUGCAGCGAAGGAGCGGUGGUGAGGAGGAGGAGGAGGAGGAGGAAGAGGAGGGCCACAGAGCUCACUACUUUGAGUUCAGCCCAACACCAAGGAGCGAGUGUUUUUCUCCCAGGGCGCCACUCACACCCUGGCCUGCAACUCUGUGUGUGUGUGCGCGUGUGUGUGUGCACAUACACAUCAAGAGAGAGACAACCAGUUCAAAGCCAGGACUGUUUACACAUCUAUCUGCCUUAAUGCAAAUGGACCUCCAGCGCAGCAUCAUGCUUUACAUUCACCUCUCUCUAGUACGUAGUGUAAAUGCUUCCUGCCUACAGGGGUACUGAUGAUAACAUCUUUGCUGCCUGCACUGUGAGGAUCUGGACUGAUUAGCACAGCUACGACCCUCAUGUGAGAUUAACGCAGAGUUAGAUGAAAGCUUCAGUGUUUUUCCCAGAAAAGAAUUUUAAAAAAAUCUGUAGAGUUGUAGGCCCAAGCUGUUGUUCCUUUAGCGGUUAAUAGUGUCAGUGUACAUUAUCAAGGGCAAAGUUAGCAGUAACAGAGGUAUUACAUGCUCAUAAUGUAUGUACAGCAGUAUGAUAUACAGAUGCUCCUUUAGCACAGGUAGGCCUAAGGUAUGCAAACAGAUCAUGGUAUCUUAUUUAUCAACUCUUCACUUUAUGUCAAAGAAUAUCCUGAUCAGUGUGUGGUGAACUUUGCAGAGCAGUGUUAAUGAAGAAAUAAGCUAUCCUACCUCGUCGUCGAGGAAAUACAGUUAACAAUUACACUCCAAACCCUAUUUAUUGUAUUUUCCACUAAAAGCCGCAAAGCAGGUUAAGCAUACGUACGUCUCUCUCUUUGUAAGUAGUACUCAUGUCACAUCUGCAAGUUGAAAUAAGCUGUUAUAAUCAUUAGUGAGAGUGUGAACAGUCAGUGCUGGAUUCACUGAUAAGGGAUGGGAGCUCAUGAAAAGUCACAGAACUGAUGGCAGAAGUGUAAACUUAACUCCAUGUCCAUGAAACCGGUCUCUGUCAGCUUUAAUCACCGCUUUUUAUAAUUUAAACAACACAUUCUCAGGGGCUGAUAAAAGUGUCAGUUCCUUUUUUUUUGUCUUGCCAUUAAAAAUGGUUUUGUGUAACUCACA